AUGCCGAAAGAACGCUCGAUAAACCCCGCCGCUGCCCAUCUAAAGUCUGAAAAAGCCAAGGCACUCGCAAAGUCUCGAGGCUUGCGACAGCAGCAGCGACAAGAGAAAUUUGCGCGUCGUAACCCGGACCGUCUACAGCGACAGAUCGAUGAGUUAAAGGACAAGGAAACAAAGGGGUUGGCGUUGUCAUCCCAUGAGAAGAAAACUUUGGAAGAGCUAGAAAGGGAUGUUAAGGCUGUGAAAAAGGCGAGAGAGGCUCUCGGGGUUCCUCAAGAGCAGGAGCGAGGGCAGCGGGGAGAUAGGGGGAGAGGCGAACGAGGAAGAGGGAGUUUCCGAGGUCGGGGCAGUGGUAGGGGUGGGUUUAAUGGGGGACAGAGCCGUCAGAGAGGGGCGGAUGGGGAUGGAGAGGAUUCUGAUUCAUCUACUGUUUCCUCAGUUGCCGAUAUACCUUUGCCGACCGGGCCGCCUCCAUUAAAACAGUUGCAAAUCGGGAGGAAAGAAGUUGAACCGCUGCCUGCACAUCUUACAGGACUACCGUCGAAGCCGGGCGCGACAGGAACGAAAACAGGAGCGCCGAAGGUCACCCAACCGGUCGUAACAACAUACUCCUCCGCCCCGGUCAUGAGAGACUUGAGAAAGGAGGCGACGGUGUUUAUGCCUGCUGCCGUUAAGAAGCAAAAGAAAAUUGCAGAUGCUAUUGAGAAAAUCAAAAAAGACGCUGAGGAUUUGAAUAUCGAGGACGAAUAA
Molecule: messenger RNA, 747 nt
Organism: Orbilia oligospora ATCC 24927
Lineage: Eukaryota; Fungi; Ascomycota; Orbiliomycetes; Orbiliales; Orbiliaceae
Exons: 2
Coding region: 1-747 (248 amino acids)
Biological process (GO): RNA processing
Source: RefSeq, a predicted model, not a curated record